Molecule: messenger RNA, 1362 nt
Organism: Eriocheir sinensis (Chinese mitten crab)
Lineage: Eukaryota; Metazoa; Arthropoda; Malacostraca; Decapoda; Varunidae
Exons: 4
Coding region: 60-1214 (384 amino acids)
Source: RefSeq, a predicted model, not a curated record
GGCACAACACCGGACAGUCUGACUCGCAGCGGUGGUGGUGGUGGUGGUGCAGGCUGAAGAUGAUGGAGAUGAGGAAGAUGAAGAUGAGGAUGCUGGGGGUGACGAUGAUGAUGGCGAUGAUUCCUCUUAGCCAACAGAUCUCCGUGAAACGACACCUUUCCAACGACCAUAACGACCCCCUCUCCCACCCCCCCGACGACCCCUCUCACUCCUCGUCCUCCUCCGCCCACGACCUCAGUCACAGUCUCCACAUGCUGAUGACCGGUCUGAGCGAGUCACCACACUUGGCCGCCAUGUUGGACAGCCUGGUCGUGGAUGACCAAGAAGACACGAGAGCGAUGGAGAGCGUGAAGAACGUGAUGAAGAUGAGGAAGAAAGAAAGAGAAGGAGGAGGAAGAGGAGGAGGAGGAGGAAGAGGAGGAGGAGGAGGAAGGCGAAGAGGAGACGCCCAUUUGCACCACCAGGAUGAAGAAGGAGAAAACGGAGGAGGAGGAGCAGGAGGAGGAGGAGCAGGAGGAGGAGGAGGAGGAGGAGGAGAAGUAGGAGGAGGAGGAGGGACACAAACUGCUGAAUUCACCUUGGAGCCUCAUCUUGGACCCGCCAUCUUGCCUUUCGAGGUUCCGGAGGGGUAUUUCGUGCCCUUCGUGCCCAGAAACGCGUUUGGUGUCGUGAAUGGCGUGUCAAGACCCCCGCACGGCCACGGCUCCUUCUAUGCCCACCGGACGCCGGGGCUGGUCGACGUGCUCAACUCCCCCGCGUACGGCUUCCUCUUCAGCGGCUGGCGGCGGUUUGGCGGCGGCGGGGAGGGAGCUGGUCUGGGGCUGGGUCUUGGCGGCGAUGCAGGUCUUGAUCUGGGUCUUGGGGAUUUAGAUGGUCUGACUUUUGGGGAUUUAGAAGCUCUGGGUAUUAGUCUCGCGGAUUUAGAAGGUCUCGCGGAUUUAGAAGGUCUGGGUCUUGGUCUUGGUGGUGAUGGAGGAGGAGAUUUUGGUGGUGAUGUUGGAGGUCUUGAUGGUGUUGGUGGUGUUGUUGGUGGUGAUGAAGGAGGAGUAGGUCUUCAUGUUGUUGGUGGUGAUGAGGGAGGUCUUGCUGGUGGUGGUGUUGGAGAUGGUGAGAUUUCUUCUAAGCUUGGAGUCGUAUUAGGUGGUGGUGAGACUGAAGGUGAUGCUGGAGGUGAUGUUUUGCCCUUGUCUGAGAGUGAGUUGCUGAGUGCCUAGCCCUCCCUGACCUCACCCAGCACUGGCUCAAGCGCCACUGGGACGGAGAUGAGCACCGAGGCCACGCGCAGCUACACCGUAUGCCCCAAACUUUGCCUUUACAUACUCAGGUCAGGAUCAGCUAGCUCAGUGCCCCCUACACAACCCC